AUGAACUGGAUGACGGGCGGGAAACACCGCGCGCUGUACUCGCAGCGCGGCCAACGUCGACAGAUGCACUUUCCAUCGCAAGUCCAGCGGCAGCGUGUCAAGCCCUCGAGCCCAUCUCGAAGCGCUCAGCCAGCAGCAGCAGCCAGAGCGCGCGACUCGACCACGCCUUGGUACAUUGUACAAGUAGGAGACGACACCGAGUCUCAAGGUCGGGAGCGUGCUCGUGUACCCAUGAGUCACUGGACUCUUCGUGUGGCUCUAGUAGUGACAACGUUCUGGUGGUGUCAACGUGCAGACAUUCGCGUGCUGGAGCUCGAGCGGCAGAGAGCAAAGAGUUCCAAGCCUGCCACGAGUCAAGAAGUGACGGGGGAAACUGCAGCGCUGGAGGUGACGAGUGACUGGACACUGGACAGCAGGGCACGAUUGAGUCCAAGCCACAAGACGAGGCGUGGCCAAGACGCAGUGGAGGGUCGAGACGGAAGCAGUGGGAGCAGGUGUGUCUUCACUCCAGUCAAGAAGGCGAGAAGAGGCGAACAGCCGUUCCGAGCUGUUCAACGACUGCCAGAUGCCAGUGGUGGAGAACGACCACUAUCAACAGUUGCCUCUGAUGGUGACACGGUCUUUGUCAACGACGGUAAGGAGCUUCGACACGAGACGCAGGCUCAACACACUGAGCGAGAAUGUGCUCGUCGGUUUUCAUUUGAAACACACGAUGGUCGCUUUUCACAGCACAUCGGCCAGAACGACGACCGAAACCUUUUCCAGCAUCAUCGUCAAUCUAGUCUGGACAAAGACCACGACACAGAAACAGCCUUCGACUGUCGAAUGCCUGAGGUUCAGCAGCAAGCAUUUGACGGCAUACACGGCCAUCAACAAGCCUUCCUUGACGAAGUGAGCGACAUUGAUCAGCGAUACUUCCAGCGUAGCAGACUCGAGUCUGCUUUCAGUGCUGGCUCCAGUUCAGACUUGCCAUUUGAUCGAUCGGAUAGCCACUCGUUCGUGCGAAAUCCCUAUCAUCCUCGCGAGAAUUUGACGCCAUCAAGUCCAGUCGCAGCCUCGCCGUUGUCUUUCAGAAUGAGCCGAGCUGAAGGUUUGCAAUUCCUGUCAGCAAAGUUAUGCUAUAUGACUUGUUCACCUUUCUUCUCCAGUCCUGCAGUCCCAGCUCUCUACCCGAGCUCGCACAAUGAUACUCAGAGGAACUCCACACACAACCGGCACCCGUCGCCGUCACCAUCGCCAUCGACGUCAACAUCGUCACAGGGCAGUGUCGUGCUCGGCCAUCCUCCUCCUGGCUGGCAGAAGAAGAUGUUGAUGUCGCUGAAUGACGAAAUGAUCGCUCGACACGAGGAUCAUCUCGAGAAGCUUGUGUCGUUUCGAGAAAACAUGAGCUCGUCGUCUGUUGCUCAUGUUGUUGGCGCCACGGAUUGUCUGCAGAGAUCUCCGUCCAUCUUUUCGUCAUCGCCUAGGAGCUCGACAGGAAGCGAUAGUGAAAGCUCGCUCAUCAACACAGUGGUCCCGAGCAAUGUGAAAGAGCGCAAACUAGCGGCUGCUGCUUCGCAACAACAUCCUCCAAAUCCACGGAUGUGGUUUCAACGAUCAGCCACGACGAGAUCUGGCGGUGAUACCGACGCAGUCACACUAUCAGGCGGAAACACCGUAGCACAACAGCGGUCAUGGGCCAUGUCGACGCGCACAAAGACCAUCCUGGAUACAGUAUCGUCGUCGAAGGCCUUCUCUGUCGAAAAUGCAACUGAAAUGCACCGGACCGAGCACCAACAAAUGGAAAGCGUUGCGGUUUACAUGUACACCCUGGUACAGUGCUACAAGAUCGACGAGAGUCUUCGGUGCAACCUACGCUGUCACUUCAUUUUUCACGGUAUCCUACUCAUCGUGUUGAUAUGUCAAUUUGCGGACAGAUGCGGUACACCACUAGGUGGGCACGUCCAGCCGGUGUCCAAAGUUUCUUCCACACCGCUCGCCGACGCUGCGUUACCAACGCCCAAAGCUUGUCGACGAGAAAUCACUUUCUCGCCCAUGAAUGCGAGGUCCCGAACAAAGGUGGACUGA
Messenger RNA from Peronospora matthiolae, 2067 nucleotides. The record is from the annotation of a GenBank genome assembly. NCBI's taxonomy places the organism in Eukaryota, Oomycota, Peronosporomycetes, Peronosporales, Peronosporaceae.